This is a messenger RNA of Lactuca saligna, 1478 nucleotides long. NCBI's taxonomy places the organism in Eukaryota, Viridiplantae, Streptophyta, Magnoliopsida, Asterales, Asteraceae. The record is from the annotation of a GenBank genome assembly.
CCUGAGAAGUGUUGUCUGAGGUCAUCGCUGACGUGUGUUCUAAAUUCGUCAAGUAUAAAUCCCCAUACACACUCUCUUCCCUUAAAGAGCAUUUAUCAUAUCAAUCCAAGCUUCAAAAAAUGGCAAAAUCACCAGCGACAGAGCAUCCCAUCAAGGCCCAAGGUUACGCUGCCAAAGACACUUCUGGAACCUUUUUACCUCUCACCUUCUCCCGAAGAGCCACAGGAGAUAAAGACGUGAGAUUCAAAGUUUUGUACUGCGGAAUCUGCCAUUCUGAUCUUCAUUUUGCCAAGAACGAAUGGGGUGUGACUACAUAUCCAGUAGUUCCGGGGCAUGAGAUUGUGGGUGUCGUGACAGAAGUAGGAACCAAAGUAGAGAAAUUCAAAGUUGGAGAAACAGUCGGUGUUGGAUGCUUGGUGGGAUCAUGCAGAUCAUGUCAAAGCUGUUCUAACAAUCUUGAACAAUACUGCCCUAAGAUGAUCUUGACCUAUGCUGUUCCUUACUUCGAUGGCACAAUCACAUAUGGUGGCUACUCGGACCACAUGGUUUCUGAUGAGCAUUUUGUGUUGCAUUGGCCAGACAAUUUGCCACUUGACUCCGGUGCACCAUUGCUAUGUGCUGGGAUCACAACUUAUAGCCCCCUCAGACACUAUGGACUAGACAAACGUGGAACCAAGUUGGGAGUGGUUGGUCUUGGUGGGCUUGGUCAUGUUGCAGUAAAGAUUGCUAAGGCUUUUGGGGCAGAAGUUACUGUUUUCAGUACCACUCCAGAGAAGAAACAUGAAGCACUUGAUGGACUGAAAGCUGACCAUUUCAUAGUUAGCAAAGAUUUGGAGCAAAUGCAGGCUGUUACCGGAACUCUUGAUGGUAUUUUAGAUACUGUUUCUGCAUCUCAUGCUAUUGCACCCUUUCUUAAUAUUCUUAAAACUGAUGGAAAGUUGGUUCUUGUUGGUGUGCCCGAGAAGCCACAUGAACUACCGGCAUUUCCUUUGAUCAUAGGGAGGAAGAUUGUUGGUGGUAGUAACAUAGGAGGACUGAAAGAGACACAAGAGAUGCUUGAUUUCUGUGCGGAGCAUGAGAUAACAGCAGAUAUAGAGGUUAUCCCCAUAGAUUAUGUGAAUACGGCCAUGGAUCGUCUCUUGAAAUCCGAUGUUAGAUAUAGGUUUGUGAUCGAUGUAGCAAAUUCUAUCAAAGCUCCACUUGACACAUGAGAUGCAAAAGGUCUCACUUCACAUAUGAGAUGCAGGGUCCGAGGUCGAUGUAGGUUUCAACAGAGGUUGGUUGUAUGUUGAUAGAUUUGUAUGGUCAAUAUUUUGACAUAUAUUAAAUCCAUAAAUUUCAAAUACAUAUAAAAGAGGACUAAAUAAUUUAUUAGCUAAUUUGAAUGCUUGUGUAUUUGUAACGUCCCAAAAAUAAUAUCAAAAUUUUUAUUUUUAGAUUAAUAAAUCGUUAAUACAUAUCAUUUCCAUAAAACCAAG